AUGGCUUCAAGUACCAAGAGAGCUCAGCUCACCAAAGAGGAGAGAACUUGCAAACUGACCCCUCUAAAGGAAGCAGGCUGGACUUUGGUUGAGGGCAGAGAUGCUAUUUACAAAGAAUUCAUUUUCACAGAUUUUAAUCAGGCAUUUGGUUUCAUGACACGUGUGGCUCUGAAAGCAGACAAGAUGGAUCACCACCCGGAGUGGUUCAAUGUGUACAAUAAGGUUCAGAUAACUCUGAGCACACAUGAUGUUGGGGGGCUGUCACACGAUGAUGUCACACUUGCCAAUUUUAUUGAGAGUGCAGCCAAAUGA
Molecule: messenger RNA, 312 nt
Organism: Candidula unifasciata
Lineage: Eukaryota; Metazoa; Mollusca; Gastropoda; Stylommatophora; Geomitridae
Source: the annotation of a GenBank genome assembly